AUGACAUUAAAAUCUAAUUGGAAUAUUUUAUCUGAUUAUGAUUCAGAAUUUGAUCUUAAAUUAUCAUCUCGAUAUCCAAAUGAACCAUGUUCAAUUUCAGCAUUAAAAAAAUUAUCAAUCAAUCGAAAUGAACCACCAUUAACGAGAUCAAGAGCUAGAGCAAUUGAUAAUACAAUUCUUUUUUCAAAACAACAAUCGUCAGAUAAUCAAUUACCAAAUUCUCCGACUGAUGGUGUUAAUUCAUUAACGAAUUGGUUACAAAGUUGUAGUUUAGAUGAAAGUAAAUUGAAUAAAACUUCUCUUCCGAUUACUUCGUCAUCACAUCUCAAAUUCAGAUCAAAUCCAUUUUUUAUUCAAACAGCUUCAACUACAACAUUAUACGAUCAACAACAAAAUCAAUUAUGGUCUCGUUUUCAUUUUGCUACAUCAACUCUUCAAGAUAAUGUAUGGAUUGAACAAUUAAAUUUAACAUCACCAAAUAUAUUUAGUAAUCAAUCAUCUCCUCAAGUAGUACCACCAACAGUAUUAAAACAAGAUCAGAUAACAAAUUCUAAAUUUUUAAAAAUAAAAGAAGAAAAUUUAUUAUCAAAAAUCUUCUUUACUUUAAUUAUAUUUGCUUUUGGUCUUAUUCUUGGUUAUUUAAUAACAAAUACAUUUCCAUCGAAUCUUAUUCGUCAUUGGAUUUAUAUUAUUUGGAAUAUAUGUAUGUCAAUAAGCAUAGAAUAUUUUCAUUUCUUAUAUGCUUAUAUUCAAAUUCUUAUUAAAUACUUUUCAUCAUUUCUAUUAGUUUAA
Molecule: messenger RNA, 792 nt
Organism: Adineta steineri
Lineage: Eukaryota; Metazoa; Rotifera; Eurotatoria; Adinetida; Adinetidae
Source: the annotation of a GenBank genome assembly